Venturia canescens is the source of this 756-nucleotide messenger RNA. It is a transcript of the gene zetaCOP, whose product is annotated as COPI coat complex subunit zeta. The transcript is spliced from 5 exons. NCBI's taxonomy places the organism in Eukaryota, Metazoa, Arthropoda, Insecta, Hymenoptera, Ichneumonidae. Gene Ontology annotation, cellular component: COPI vesicle coat. Gene Ontology annotation, biological process: retrograde vesicle-mediated transport, Golgi to endoplasmic reticulum; intra-Golgi vesicle-mediated transport; intracellular protein transport. The record is from RefSeq and is a predicted model, not a curated record. The coding region runs from base 67 to 675 and encodes 202 amino acids.
AUUCUAUUUUCGUAAUACACACGGUAAUAGUCGCGAAUUGCCAAGAUAUCGCAUAACCACGUAGUCAUGAACCGUUCCGUAGCGUCGACCAGCAGUGAACAUAACCUCACUAAAAUGACUAACUUCGAUACUGACAGAAGAAACAAUACUACAUUUGAACCAACGUUAUACAUUGUCAAGGGUAUGGCGAUACUCGACAACGAUGGAAACCGCAUACUCGCCAAGUAUUACGAUAAAAACAUAUUCCCAACUUCGAAAGAGCAAGAAACAUUUGAGAAAAACUUGUUUAACAAGACACAUCGUUCCAAUACCGAAAUAAUCAUGCUUGAUGGCCUCACUUGUGUUUAUCGAAGCAUAGUUGAUUUACAUUUUUACGUUAUGGGCAGUUCACAUGAAAACGAGCUCAUAUUAAUAAGCGUUUUGAAUUGUCUGUACGACUCGGUAAGUCACAUUCUGGGUCGCAAUGUGGAAAAGAGAGCCGUUUUCGACAGCCUUGGUAUAGUAAUGUUGGCAAUGGAUGAAAUAUGUGACAGAGGAGUCAUUCUGGAUGCUGAUGCAGCAAGUGUAGUUCAGAGAGUAUCUCUCAGAACAGACGAAAUUCCUUUGAGCGAGCAAACUGUUGCACAGGUCUUGCAAUCUGCCAAGGAACAACUCAAGUGGUCUCUGUUGAAAUAAUUCAAAGAAUGUUUUUUCGUAUACUUUUCAAUUGUACAUUUAUUAUUAAACGAGAGAAUAGAAAAAUGGCCAUUCAUAAGA